AUGUUACCUGAAAACAACAUACCCGAAGAAAUAAUAGGCAUUGUUUGUUACUCAGAGGACAUGGACCUUUUAGAGAUUGAGCGAGAUAAUUAUGUUCUGGAAGAGCAAGACCUUUUUGAAGUAGGAGGUAUAAGAGAUAUUGAAGAAAAUGAAGUUAAUGAAGUUAAUACUAAUGUAAAAAAUCAAGAAAAUGAUAUACCAUUGCAAUCUCUUGGCGUUGUUAAUCUGAACAAAGAUACAUUUAUCCAAAACAAGCAGGAAAUCCAAUCUUCAAAAGUCAAAAACUUUGCUGUUGCAAAUACUGAAGAGAGUCAAAAGAAACUCAUAUCAAACCCAGUUAUAAAAUCUCUAAAGCGGCAUCUGUCAACCAUCAGAGCAAAAGUGGUAGGAACAGAUGAGUUGAGAAUAAAAUUAUGGGCACAUGUCUGGGGAUUCACUAUCAUGAAAAGUCCUCCCACACUUUGGUUAACGUUGAAUCCUUUGGAUACGUAUAAUCCAAUUGCUCAAGUACUUGCAGGCAUGGAAGUAAAUUUGGAUGAUUUCAUUGCCAGUAUAGGACCUAAUCCCACUACAAGAUCCCAGUUAAUAGCAAAUGAUCCAUAUGAAGCUGCCCAGUUUUUCCAUUGA
Serpula lacrymans var. lacrymans S7.9 is the source of this 627-nucleotide messenger RNA. RefSeq lists its product as uncharacterized. Lineage: Eukaryota; Fungi; Basidiomycota; Agaricomycetes; Boletales; Serpulaceae. The transcript has 4 exons. The coding region runs from base 1 to 627 and encodes 208 amino acids. The record is from RefSeq and is a predicted model, not a curated record.